Messenger RNA from Coccinella septempunctata (seven-spotted ladybird), 1237 nucleotides. RefSeq names its product snRNA-activating protein complex subunit 3 (gene Pbp49). The record is from RefSeq and is a predicted model, not a curated record. Gene Ontology annotation, cellular component: snRNA-activating protein complex. Gene Ontology annotation, biological process: snRNA transcription by RNA polymerase III; snRNA transcription by RNA polymerase II. Gene Ontology annotation, molecular function: RNA polymerase III type 3 promoter sequence-specific DNA binding; core promoter sequence-specific DNA binding; RNA polymerase II cis-regulatory region sequence-specific DNA binding. Bases 1 to 1170 code for a protein of 389 amino acids. The transcript is spliced from 5 exons. NCBI's taxonomy places the organism in Eukaryota, Metazoa, Arthropoda, Insecta, Coleoptera, Coccinellidae.
AUGGAAUCAAUAUAUGAACCAGAAAGAUUCAAAGCAACCGAAGUUGUGAAUUUAAGAGAAUAUUUCACAAAAUUUUCGAAUCUUAUUGGCCAAGAUGUCGCUCCAAUGAAUAAAAACAGAAAACGUGGAGAAACUGAAGAGGAACCAAAUCUUAUGGGAAUUAGUAUUGAUUCAACUCGAAUGAAAAAUUUGGAAGAAGUUUGUAGUAUCGGGGCAUUACAAUGUGAAGGUGAACUGAAACUAACACCAAUACCUAAACCAGACGUCCAUGCGUUACGUAGUUUAAUCUUCGAAAAUUUACCAUUCACACAAAAAUAUUCUGGUCUGCAGGUCCUCAAAAUGAAAGCUCAAAUCGAAGAACAGAGAAACUGUGAUGAAUUGCUUCUAGGGAAUAAAGAAAAUUUCCAUAAUUGCGUUCUUGAUAAAGAAUCUGAAAAAGGUUUACCGAAAGACUUAGCUCCUGGAAGUGAUUUUUUAAUGAGUGUGGUCUUCUACAAGCCUUUCAAAUUUGAUUUUCAAUCGAAAAAAAAUACACAAAGGUGCAGAUUCAGUCAUGAAAUACAGGUGCUAGGGCAGAAUAGAUUGACUGAACUAAGGGACAAGAUCGUUUGUGCAUUAGACUAUGGUCUUCAAAUAGAAGUAGAGAGUCCAACAGCUGAUGUCUCUCACUUGUUGAAUGCAAAGGAAGAAUAUCCAUCGGGCUGUUUUUUUAUAGAUGGAGUUUUUUACAAUGAUUUGAGGUCACCCAAGGCAAUUGAAUAUUCUGAGGAAAUAAUAAAAUGGGGGCAGCAUAGAAAAGUGGGAGAAUUCGUAACAGCCGAUAUGUAUCAGACCAAAUUGAUCGACUUAUCUUUGAGGUUCGGAUACCCCUACGUCUACCUUCAUCAGGGCGAUUGUGAACACAUUAUGGUAUUUUCAGAUGCACACAUUCUAACCAACAACGACUGUUUAAACUUGCAACAGUACCCCAGGCUGUAUGCGCGGAACAAAUCUCUAGCUACUGUUUGCUUCCUGUGCAAUCUUGGAACUGCAAAGUGGCUAGUGCAAGAUUACGAUAGGUUGCCUCAAGCAAAUACAUAUUUAUGUGCAAAAUGUGCAGAACGUUACUGUUCGAAAGAUGGCAAAAAAAUUGGCAAUUAUAAAAUUUUUCCCAUCUUUAAUCCCAAUUAAAUUACUGUUCUACUACUUUGAAGCUCUGUGAUAAUAUUCAAUAAGUCGAAAUAAACAAUGAUUUGAU